Molecule: messenger RNA, 1444 nt
Organism: Anoplophora glabripennis (Asian longhorned beetle)
Lineage: Eukaryota; Metazoa; Arthropoda; Insecta; Coleoptera; Cerambycidae
Product: tRNA pseudouridine(38/39) synthase
Exons: 6
Coding region: 82-1380 (432 amino acids)
Biological process (GO): mRNA pseudouridine synthesis; tRNA pseudouridine synthesis
Cellular component (GO): cytoplasm; nucleus
Molecular function (GO): pseudouridine synthase activity; RNA binding
Source: RefSeq, a predicted model, not a curated record
UUAUUCUGCUUAACCUAACUUUUUACGAAUUCAAUUCAAGUUCUUGUUUAUGAUUUAUAAAUGCCUUAACAUUAAUUAAAAAUGGAUCAAAAAGUUUGUAUAAAAAAGCAAAAUAAAUCAAUAGAAUUUGAAGAACUGGAGAAGUGUACGAAAGAAGAGCUCAUCGAAAGAAUUAAGACCUUAUCGGCUCACAACACACAAUUAAAAAACAUAAUAGCUAAAACCGUUGAUAACAGUAAUAGACAAGUAGAACAUAAAAACCUAAAGUCGUUCGAUUUUUCCAAAUGUAAUUUAAGACACGUUGCCCUUAAAAUAUUCUAUUUAGGAUGGGACUACAAAGGAUAUGUCACACAGGAAGAUACCACGAAUACGAUCGAGCAUUACAUAUUCGAGGCCUUAAUUAGAACGAGGCUUAUUAAAGACCGUACGUCGUCAAAUUACCACAGGUGUGGACGAACCGAUAAAGGAGUGAGUUCGUUUGCACAAACAAUUUCUAUUGAUGUAAGAAGCAGCUUAACAAAAGACGAGCACGACAGGAUAGAUAAUGAAAUCAACUACUGCAAGAUAUUAAAUAAAGUAUUACCAGACAAUAUACAAUGCAUAGCUUGGAGUCCUGUGAACGCUUCUUUCAGUGCUAGAUUCGAUUGCAAAACGAGGACUUACAAGUACUUUUUCCCAAAAGGGAAUUUGGAUAUAGAGAAAAUGAGGUUAGCUUCUGACAAGCUAUUAGGAACUCACGACUUUAGAAACUUUUGUAAAAUGGAUGUAGGCAAUGGCGUCGUAGAAUUUAUAAGAAACGUUUUGCAAGUAGACAUCUAUCCUGUGAAUGAAAACGACUUGACACAGGAGUAUUCGAUGUACGCAAUAUCGAUCAAAGGAAAAGCAUUCCUUUGGCAUCAAAUACGGUGUAUUAUGGGCAUUUUAUUUCUUAUAGGACAGAAUAAGGAGGAGCCGAGUGUAAUUGAUGAAUUAUUUGACGUUAAGCAAAAUCCCAGAAAACCGGAAUAUAACAUGGCGAACGAAAUCCCACUAAAUUUAUUCUGUUGCGAAUACGACGAUAUAAAAUGGCACUACAACGAAGAAUCUCUAAGUCAAGUUAUCGAUAAACUGAACACAAUUUGGACGUAUUCCGCUGCAAAGGAAAGUAUGAUAAAGGAAAUGGUGCGGGAAUUAAAUGAAGAAUACCUGCGGGUGAAAACACCGGAACUUCAGAAUGAUAAAUAUUUAGGGGAAUGCCUUCUACAGGGCGUAAAAUCUAGGAAAUACACUCCGAUAAUGAAGAGGCCUACCUGUGACAGUCUGGAGGACAAAAUAAAACAUUUUGCAAAGCGAAAUCGGAUCGAGGUUAUCGGCGGGGAACCGGAAAAAUUAAAUAUGUAACAAUUUUUGUUUUGCUUUAAUUUUUUUACAAAAAUACAGUAAAUGUUAUUAAGUUGCCUUCUUU